CUUUACGCAAAGUUGUCUGUCACGUGUUUUGAUCGCUCACGACAGAGGCACGCAGAGGCUACGUAAAAGCUGAGCUGCGGAGUCUGCGUGCUUGCAUUCCCAGUGGCAAACUUCUUCGCACAUAUUUUUGUAUCGGAGAUUUCAGAAUGCAGACCGCUAAAGUUUCUGAUACUCCCCUGGAGUUCAUUGUGGAGUAUCUGUCCAAAGCCAAGGACAUUGCUGACGGUAAUACCAAUGUCCCUGAGGAGCUGAGGAAUAACCUACAGAAGGCACUGGACAUCGCCAGUGGCUUAGAUAGCUACCUGGAAAAGAUGACCUGCCAGGAAAGUGAGCCCCUGUCUGACCUCUAUAAGAAGACGGUGUGUCAUGACUGGGACCAAGCAUACAAGGAGGGGAAAACUAUGUUCCGUCUUCCAAAAGAAUGCAUCACGGGACACGUGGAAGGCCAGGUGUUGAAGAUGCUUGUGCACAUGUGCAAAGCGAAGAGAAUCCUGGAGAUCGGGAUGUUCACUGGCUAUGGAGCCCUGUCCAUGGCGGAGGCCCUGCCAGAAGAUGGUAGAUUAAUUGCCUGUGAACUUGAGGCUUACCUGAAGGAAUUUGUCCAGCCCAUUUUUGACAAGUCCCCACAUGGCAAGAAGAUUAGUGUGAAAAUAGGGUCUGCAAUGGAUAGCCUGAAGGAGUUGGCAGAAGCUGGUGAUCAGUUUGACAUGGUAUUCAUAGAUGCUGACAAAGGCAACUAUAUCAAUUACUACAAGUUCCUCCUAGACAACAACCUGCUCCGCGUUGAUGGUGUGAUAUGCGUGGAUAACUCUCUGUACAAAGGACGAGUGUACCUGCAAGGCACAGAAGAUGAAAACGGCCUGGCCCUACGGGACUUUAACGAGUUUGUCUCCAAAGAUCCACGUGUGGAGCAGGUGAUGAUUCCUCUAAGAGAUGGCAUAACCAUCGUACGCAGACUUCCCCCCUCACUAGCUACAUGCACAAUGAAUAGGAUAACCGAUGAUGAUGUUUUCCGGGGCUUGAGAGGGAAGCCAAUCCUGGAUCGACUGCGCUUGGACGGGAAGGUGGCGUACGUGACAGGGGCAGGGCAGGGCAUCGGCAGGGCCUUCGCUCAUGCCCUGGGGGAGGCCGGGGCCAAAGUCGCCAUUGUGGAUAUAGACCAGGGGAAAGCAGAGGCCGUAGCAGAGGAGCUUACACUUAAAGGGAUCACAAGUAUGGCCUUGACUGCAGACAUCAGCAAACCAGAGGAUGUUCAGAAAAUGGUGGACGCCGUUGUGGCCAAGUGGGCGACAGUCCACAUAGCAUGCAAUAACGCUGGCAUCAACAUGAAUUCGGCCAGCGAAGAGACCAGCCUUGAGGAGUGGGACAAAACAUUCAGUGUCAACCUGAGGGGAACUUUCAUGUGUUGCCAGGCUGCAGGUCGGGUUAUGCUGAAGCAGGGCUAUGGGAAGAUCAUAAACACAGCCUCCAUGGCCAGCCUAAUAGUCCCUCACCCUCAGAAGCAGCUGGCCUACAACGCGUCCAAGGUGGGCGUGGUGAAGCUCACACAGACCCUGGGCACCGAGUGGGUUGACCGAGGGGUCCGAGUCAACUGCAUCUCUCCGGGGAUUGUUGACACCCCUCUCAUCCAUUCGGAGUGUCUGAAGCCCCUGGUGCAGCGCUGGCUGUCAGAUAUCCCGGCUGGACGACUGGCUCAUGUGACAGACCUGCAAGCUGCAGUGGUCUACUUGGCAUCUGAUGCCUCCGACUACAUGACAGGGCAUAACUUAGUCAUAGAGGGUGGGCAAAGUCUGUGGUAGAGAAACUUUGCCUUUGUUCUCUCGAGCCCAUCAGAGAGAGAGAGAGAGAGAGAGAGAGAGAGAGAGAGAGAGAGAGAGAGAGAGAGAGA
Molecule: messenger RNA, 1888 nt
Organism: Sardina pilchardus (European sardine)
Lineage: Eukaryota; Metazoa; Chordata; Actinopteri; Clupeiformes; Clupeidae
Exons: 11
Coding region: 147-1799 (550 amino acids)
Molecular function (GO): O-methyltransferase activity; oxidoreductase activity, acting on the CH-OH group of donors, NAD or NADP as acceptor
Source: RefSeq, a predicted model, not a curated record